AAAAAACAGUCGCCCAUCCUAGAGCAGCCGCUCGUCCUUCGUCGUCGAUCCGCCUGGACGAACACCAGUUUUUAAGCUUCUUGAAAACAAACCGAGGUAUGGAUAAUAGACACAUAUACAUAUGACAAGUCUAUAAGUUCUAACAUGAUUUUGCUUCAUGAAGUUCGUGCUUUUCUGGCUGGUCUGUUAAUUCAAUGAACGCUCCCUUGGCUGCCCCGGAUUUGCUAGCUCCAUGGCUAACGUUAGCUUGGCUAGCUGCAAACACUCCCUUUUGUUGAAUGAUGUUUACAGUGCAGGGCAGUAGAUGAAAUAACGAGAGGGAUGCUUCUUAGUUAGUCUUUUAAGUUGUGGAAAUGUAAAACAUUUCAUAAAUGGACAUAUAGUAGCCCUCUUAAGAUGACAUUGACGGGUUUCACUUGGAAAAGGUUGAUGUAACGUUAAAGUCUGGAUUUGUAUCGUCGGCUAAUGCUGUUAUUACAAAGAUAUAGCCUUAUGCUUUUGCUUGUUAAGGUAAAUGUCAGGGAACAUUACAGAGUUGUCAUGCAAAGCUGCCUACUAGCUCCCAUUCUAACAGGAGUUUGCAUCAUUAUAACCAUGCAGUUACAAACAUAUAUUAUAAAUGAAGGUCUUCCCUCAUAGAUUGCCAGGUAUAUGUUUCAAUCGUGUGAUAUAGCCCUGCUUUAGCGGUAUGAAGGAUAUGUAUGAGGCGACGUUAUCGAGCAUGGCUGAUAGGGAGCCGCCCAGUGCAGAGGGAUAGCUGCGAGGCAUAUGGCCUCAGCUGUCAGCCCUUCUAUUACACUGCAUUCAUUCCACCAUGACCAGAGUCUUGGUUAAUAAUUUACAGGUUUUACUUGAUGGUUUGAGCUUUUCUUACAAGCUUUAAUAGAUAAGGGUAAUGACAGGAUGACUGUAAAGUUAACAUCUUAUUCACAGUUGUUAUGGGGAAGGUUAAGGGAACAAAGUCCUGGUAUUAAAACCACUAAACCUAGAUGAUAUGAAUAUACUCUAUUGGUCCUGGAAAAAGGAAAAUAGUGGACAUACAAUACAGGCACAAGUUGAAAUUUGUGAAACCUUGUUCUACUUGUAAAAUGGCAGAAUCAUAAUUUUACUUUUUUCCAUCUGGACCUCAAUAAAACCAGGUUCUGACCCAGAACCAAAGUACCCAGACUUCUCAGAUCUGGCAUAACUUAUUUUAGAGAAGCUAUAGCCUUUUAAAGCACAGUCUUACAUUUGUGAAGUCAUUAUACUGUUUGUAAAAUUCAAGGAAGGAUGGUUUGAAAGGUGAAAAAAAGACAUAGCAAGAUUAGCCUUUCUUGCAAUUCCCCAAAUAAAAUUACGGUUUUGCAAAAGUUAGAUUGAGUAUUUUUGUGACCCUGUUUCUACAUGCUUUUUCUGCAAUAGCCAAAUAAGAAGUUGCAAGUAAGAUGCCAACUUCAGCAUCGCAGUGGCAGGGCUGUUAGCCCAUUACACAAUGAUAUUGUGGUAUGAUUUGCAAUGAUUAUAGACUGUAAAAACCGUGGUGUGGUGACGUGACGGUGCUAUCUAGCACCUCUACAACGGACUGUCCUGCAUGCGGCCGUUGUCAGGGUGGUGCCAAGUUCUUCACAUACCAACCAUGUAACUGCCCCCUCACUCUCCAGAGGAAUUUAAAUAGAAAGCUAGAGGAGGAUACAGCAGAUAAGAUAGAGGGUAUGUAGGACUAGCCUGGCAGUAGCUCAUUGUAACUUCAGAAUAUUAUGAACAUAGAUGUGAAUGAAGUGUGUUAGAUUUAAUCAACCAUGAACAUGCAUUUCCUCGUUAAUUAAUAUUAGCAUAGUUUGUCAUACGAUUGAGUUGAGUUAACUUUUGCAUAUUUUUCCGUUCAUUAUCCACAGGAUACUCCAUGUACUAUCCAGUUAAAACUCAGUGAUAGUAUUGCAUGUUUUCAAGGCCUAAGAUGGUAUGUCAACGUGAGUUUCAUGCUUUAAACCACAAUGUCUGUCCACUUAUCUUUGAAGUUAGUUGGCACUGCUAUCAAAAUGUUGAUUUUUUUUUUACUUAACUUGGCUGUUCAGACCACCUCAGCGGUAGAAAGCCCUCUUUCAUUCAGCAAAAUACAUCAUAACAUCAAAGAGAUAGUUAUUGUUUAGACAUUAAUUAGUCAUUCUUUUAGAGCCAAAAAUAGCAUUGAAUGUUCAGUGAUCAUUGCCACCAGUGUUGGAAAAACAUGAGCACAACCAGAUUGUUUUUAAUUCUGAUUAAAUUAACAUGACAUGAACAUCCAGGAUGCAUUCACCAUUGUUUUGCUGCAGAGUUUGUGCCCAAUUGUUGAAUCCAUGAACAGAUGAAUAGAAGCACUACUGACCUCCCUAAGCACUGUAAGGCUGUUGUAAUCAUCCCUUGUAACACUCUCUGAAAUUCAUAUUUUCCAUCCUUUCCUGAAAACAUCACUGAGUUUUCUUGCUAUAACAGUGAAACUUGAAUCAGAGGGUCUGUGAAUGAAAACUUAGCAUGUGCAAGACAUUGUAAAGGGGCACAUUAGAAAUCUGUCUGAUAAUGCUGACGCAGAUGAAAAUGGCUCACAUAACAGCUUGGAUCCUGUGCAAGUUGGUCGUAGCAUUGCAAAAUGUAAGAUUUAUCUGCAACAAGCAUUGACAACAAGGUCAGCAGAUCCUAUUAUUCGCUCUGAAGUCGUGGCUGCUGGCCAUGGCUGAUGUAACUCCUGAAAAAUAGUUGCAUGGUAAGGAUACAUUGCGAUUCUUAAGACCAAAUCGCCAAGGUGAUUCGUUUGUCUUUGUCAUUUAUCUCUAAAACUUGCUGUUCCUUAUUUCAAUUUGAAAUGAGGUCAGCAGUUUCCAAAAGUCUCUGUCUAAGGGGCUUAAAACGCUGGAAUUAAUUGACACAGGGAAUAAACGUAGCUAAAGUGCAUUUUAGGAUUAGAACUUACUGGGCUGAAUGUAGCCUAGGUACGCACUGCACUAUAACCUCAUGUUUUUCUGUGAAACAGAAAAAUGCUUUCAAAAUGGGACACUUCCUGAACAGCAGAGCUUAAAAUACCUGUUAGAUAGGCUAUUCCCAGUGCAAAUUAUGCCUCUUUUUCCUCUGUCUUAAUUUAAUUAGGUUGAGUUACAGCUAUCACCUUAGUACAUGACAUUAUUGUAUUUCUUCAGGCCACAUCUUACAUAGAAAACAUGGUUAUUCAGAAUGAUGUGACUGUAAGCAAAGGGAUGUUUGCUUUUCUCAACAAACAUUGGUCAUGCAUUAUUUAGAUAACCAACUGGACUGAGUCAACAGAAAAUGUUCAUAUAGUAACAGUGUUUCUCGCCUAUGUGUGCGAUGCAAAGUUGACCUAAUACAUCAUUUAGUUUGAUGCAUUUUGCAUUUCAUGUGGGAUAAUAGCAUCAGAAAACCACUCACAGAGGGUGUGGUCAUACUUGCAGCCAUUUUUCAUCAUCAGCCUCUUUGUUUUUCUGUUGAGUUAUACCAAGAACUGAUCGUAUUUUAACACACUACCAGUAAAUGAAAAUGUGCAUUUAUUUGUGAACCUGUGCAGCCUAAAAAUUGGCCAUGACCUGGAUAGGAAAUAGGCCUGCAUGUCUCCAGGGCUGUCAGGUUUGGUGUCAGGCCUGCACAUACAGGGCUCAUUGUCAUUCUGCUGCUGGUGCUAACUACUUUCAGAGCAUUUGAAGACUAUUGAUGCAAUAGACUUGGCUUGUUUUCAUAUUAAAAAUGCAGUUUUCCAACUUUGCUCGCUUCUUACCAGCUCGUGCCAAUCAUAUAUUGUGCCUUUACACAGAUAAGCCAGCAUGUCGACCUUUACUAAACCCCAACUCAAGGUAACAUCAGUGUGUGUCCCACUGUGUGUGCUUCUGUGUGUCCUUAAGUUUGUGUGUGCGAUGAACAUUCCAGAGCAGAGCAGGGCAGUGGGGAUGUUUUGCUGAGUAAAGGGUGAUGGGAGAGAGCUGGAGGGAGGGGUAGGAGGUUCAGAGCAGAGACAGACGCAUGGGCUGGGCUGCAUCUUGGCUUGCUCCUUUGUACAGCCGAGUCACUGCAGGUGCAAUGCGUCUGUCUGAGCUGCGUAGAAGAUCCAACCUCUUCCUCAGUUAUUAUUAAAGUGUUCAGGACAGAUGUAGAGAUGCUGUUGCUCACCAUGACUUCAUCACAGAGAUAAACAGCAAGAAAAUCUCAAGGGACAGACCAGAAGGAGACAGACGUGUGUUUUAUUUUGGUUUAGCACUUCUAGUUUUAUUUCCAGCUUUUAAAUCUAUCAUCUCUGAUCUGUCUGUUUGACAAUGGAUUGUUUGAUGACAUUACAGGAUUGGGUAAGCUGCUUGUAAUUCAAACUGUGCAUGCUGUUGUGUGUUUCCUGUCCUGAUGCAUCAUUAUAUGGCUCUUUCUUUAUAAAACCAGUGAGGACAUUAGUUGGUUUUGCUGCAUGUCUUUGGAUGGUGUUCUUUUUUUCCAUAAAAAAUUCAAUGUGACAUGAGGUAUUAUGAUGCUUUUCAAAACCCUGUGAUAUUAAGUCCUUCAGCAAACACUGAGGUUAGCCUGCGUUCUUCCGGUAGCUCUCAGGCUAAUAGGAAGAGAGUGAAUUAAAUGGAUCGGACUGGAGCCUGUGUUGGCUGCUGCAGGCAAGAGUCAAGACUCAACAAAUGUUAAUGGAUUGUGUCUCCCAGGGCUAUUUCCUGCAUCCUUGCUGUUACGUAGAGUAUUUUUUGGCUCAAUACAUUUCAAUAUAGGAUGUGACAUUUGCAUUUAUUCAGGGCAGUAUUUCAACCUCUGUCCCAUCUGUAUGUUUGGGUAACUAAAUGAUGAAGUUUGUUAAAAUUGUUGAUACUUCGAUUAAUUUCGAUAUCACAUGCUUGGAACAAAUUAUUUCACCAAAAUUAUCGAUCAGAUGCUGCCGUGAGUGAAUGACCGAGCUAAGAGACACAAAGUAAAUAUAGAGAGAGUGUUGGUGAAGUUAACAAACUGGAGAAUUAAUGAAAAUGUCUAAACUUCCUCUUAACGUGCAAGAAGGUGCCAGAUUCUUCCUCCCUGUCAUGUGUGUCUCUGCUCCCCCCUCCAUCACAGCUUCUUCAUAUUCACAGAAAAAAAAAAGAUGUGCUGAGUGUUUGUGCAGCAAACAGCCACCUUAGGCAUUGAGGAGAUACAGUAAUAUCACCCGGGCCCUCUUUGUUUUCUACCUGUCCUGACCCUAAGACUGUUGACGUGGAGAUUAGCAAUACUACGCAAUGACUGACUCUUUUAAAUCAACAAACUUAGUAAGAAAAUACGAACACUUAAAAUCAGGAUUAUUAUUGAUAAUUCAGAGGAAAUAUUUUGGUGCAUAAAUUAUUUUAAAACGAUCCUCUUUCAGUCACACCCACCUCAGUCAGAGAGAAUGAAUUAUUUGCAGGCUAAAGCAGUUUGUUGAACACCCUUUUUCACAUUUGCCAAGUGAAUGCGCAGAGGGUAAUCAGCUGAGCUCUCCACCCCGCUGAAGAAGAUCAGCUGUUAAAUUGUGGGCUAAGCGUGACUGCGUGACCCUCCAGAACUAACACUAUACACAAUUUAUGUAGCCUUUUACUGUAAACGGUUGUUAAAUGACAGUCUCAGUUCAGGGACUUUCUCUAAACCGAUGCAGUUUGCAGGGCUAAGACCUAAAGUGAAAGGUAACCAGUAUGAGAGCCCAAGAGUUCAAUUUUGGUUGCCAUAGUAUUAAAACAGGCAAAAUGUGGUGUGAUUUUUAUAUGGUAGUUCAAACCGUUAUUGUGACAUCUCUGUAAAUGACAAGCAAGGGUUAAAAAAGGUGUCACAAACGUUCCAGAAGAUUAUGUAAUCAAGCAGAGGUGAAACUGUGUAGCUUAGCCUCUUGUGCUAACGUGCUGAUUAAAGAGCAUCCAAUGAAAGCGCUUAGGUUUUCCACUUACAGGGUCAGACUGUUAAUUAAAGUCUAACAACAUUACAGACUGAAUCCCUACAGAUAUAGAGCUUUUGUUAAAGGGGAUUUUAACAACAAGAAACAGCCAUUAAAAUGUUCCCAUCAAAGCCCAAAGACUUGAUUGAAGUCAACAUUAAUUUUGCCCUUCACUAAAGAGGAGGUGCUGCUGGUAGCUGUGCUGGUGCCGCUACGAUUGUUCAGCUUGUUUGUGUUGUGUGGCUUUGGCGUUUCCUUAUCCAGCAUAUUGUCAUCGUAGCACACAAUUGAAAAGCUACGCACAGCAGGGAUCCCUCCUGUAAUUUGUCACUUAAAAGAACAAUCUGAGCCUGUCAGUGACAAAAACAAGAGCUGUUAGUGUUCUUAGUUUGAUCAAGGACAUUAGCUCUCCAGAAUGAUAUUGCAGUCACUACAGCCUGUUCUGCAUCAGCAUUUAAACCCCAGAAUAUGGAAAACAAAAAGAUCCUUCUUUUUCAACAAGUAGAGUAUGACUUGCAGCUAAAAUGUUGUCUGCUUAUUUAUUGUUACAGAGAUCUUGCUGACAAUUUUAGCCAUCCACAGCAUUGUUUGUUCACCACCUGUUUGUCCGAAAACCUCUGAAUGAAUCUACUUUGAUAAACUCGCUCCUCAGCUACCUCAGGUUUGGAUAAAGAAAAAAUUGGUGGAAAGAAAGCCGAUUGAUUGGAGUUAUAUAAUCCCCAUCCUCUGUUCAUCAGCAGGGAAGUAUGCUUGUAUUGUGUCAUGAGACUCUCCCAUUUCCUGUAAAUUCCUGGAGCCUCCAUCCUCCCAGUAUGGCGUCAUUCAGUAUGACCUCUGCUCAUACUUACAGAUGGUUGUCACAGCAACUUAGAGCUGCAAAAUGACUGACCUCAUCUCCUCGCCGAGGGCUUCCCAUGAUAACAGAGGAUUUUAGGAUAAUCUAUCAAACUAUUGAUUCAGCUUUAUUCCACACCCAGAGGUGUUUUAACACAGAGCUGCAGUUUUUUUUGUGCACAUUAAGGUUUAGAUUUGUUUCUUUCAUACAUAGAUCUUGUCAAGAGCUUUUGGGGCUUAUUUCAUGUAAUUCCUGCUGUGUAUGAACAAUCAUGGUAAUGGGCUGUACUGAUAACCACUUGCCUGCAUCCAUACGCCCACACACUAAUGUUUCUUAUCUCUGGGUAGAUUUCUCUCAGCUCUCACAAACAGAGCAGGAUCUACUGUACAACAUGCUGUGUCUCUAAAAUUAUCCAUCUGUGCAGGAUCUUUUUCAAGAUGCCUGAUUUCUGGCACACAUAGAAAACAAAUUAAGGUUAAAGAUGAAAUGUGACAAUCCACAUAAUCAUCCUUACUUGCAUGUCAUCGUUUUCAGAUGUCAAAAAACACAGUUGUGCCUUUAUUCCGUUUUAAACAUCUGCAGUAAACAAUGUGAAAGUUAAAAGAUAGUUAAUGCUAAUGUUAAUCAUAUCAUUUCCCGAAGCAUGCAUUUACCAGCUCCCUGUUAGACGAAGGCCUGGGUAAAAUCAUACUUUCACACUCACAGUCAUAGAAAGCAAAGAAAGAUGGCUUUUAGCUUCCCUCAGAACCAUCAUUACUGAUUUAGUGGUGAGAAAACAGCUUCCACAGGUACAGUGUUAAACAAACAGAACAGCAGAUUUCCAGAGACUUUGUUUGAGUUGAUGUGCACUGUGAAAUAUUUACAGCUGGCUAUAUUAUUGGACGAUGUAUUGCACAUUGCAUACAUUACAUUUUAAGAAUAUUUAGACAUAUGGUGGGGACAUAAGUUCAAUUUGGUCACCCAUCUCAUCAAAGUUUCUUCAUUGCAUUUUAAUUUUUGCCUGCAAAAACGUGCAGUGCCAGCAAUCGCAGUUAACAGCAUAAGUUCCUUUUUUGACUGUCAAUGACUUUGUUUUCUUAUUAUUUCCUAUACAGCACAUAUUGAUGCCAAUUUUUUCAUUAAUUAAAGGACUGCGAAAGAUAACUCACCAUUAUUGAAAAGAAAAUUAAAAAGUUUUUUUUGGUAGAGAGAUCAUCAAGACAGCCCUCUUUAACUCAAUAUUCAUAGUGUUAGCACCAGAAGGGUGUCCAGCCAACAAUGAACAAUAACUAAUUCACAAACACAAUUGAUCUAAUAUUUGUUUGUGUUGACACCAUCUUGAUUAAAUUAAAAAUAUUUUAUAUUUUAUUUCUUUGUCUGAAUUGCUGUGACUUUUUGACUGUUGUAGCUGCAUUCAUCAGUAAUUGUCCCCAUGCCACUGCCUUUAAAAUGGUUAAUUCCUCUCAUUAAAAGCAUUACGCAUUUCCACUGACCAAUAUCCUUUUUGUCUUUAAGCUGGUAUACCACUGGUAGAUUUAAUCCUCCAGGCGUCUGUUUUCAGGUUGUUAAGAGCUUCAGGCUGCUGUGCUGGUUUUAAUGGAAGUAAAAUACUGAGGCCUGUUUUUAUAGAAGAUUUGUGUUUUUGAUUAUAUUCUUUACAGUUUUUUCUACAUUAUUCUGGAGAAAAGCAGUUUAUAGUGAGAGCACCUUAGCACCUCCUUUGUCUGUACCUGUGAAACUGGAUAUUUGGACUUUGGAAGGUAAUUACUGUGACAGUCACAUGCAGCUGGCCUAGCUCAUAAUUCCCUCCCAGUAUUACAUUUUAAACAUGGUAGAAGAAAAAGAGAAAGGGCUGCAUUGCUGCAGCUUUUGGUGUAAUAGAAGCUGACAGUGCAGCAGACUGAUAUCAGUGAGUGGGUGUUUGCUGCAGAGAGCAGAAAGCCCUCAGAGGCAGCGGUGAGUUAGAAAGAGGAGGGCUGUUAUCUGCUGAUAUAAGAUGGUAGAGAGUGCUAUCUGCAUGUGCAGGACUGUUUUAGGAGCGUCACAGAGCUACAAGGACCCCUGCUGCUCCAAUGUGACUUGUUUUUCACAUCUAGACCCGCCCCUUAAAAGUGGAAAGUUUGAACCAGACCAGACGAGUUGAGUUAGACUUUGUCGGCUGCAACAGUGCAAUAGAUAUGAAACCUAAAAGUAAAGUCAGUGAUGUUAAAGCUUUUAAAUGUAAUAUGACUUGGCUGCAGUUUAUUAUAAACCCCAAAGGUCCCCCUAGGUUUUUUUCUUUCUGUCUUUCUCAACACUGAUGAAAGCUGACAGCCAACAGGACUUCAAUGUUAAAUGACAUGCAUACAUGCACCUGGAUACCAUGGUGGCAAGUCCCGCUGCAUUUAUAUGACUAGUCGGCUGUAAUAGCAACAGCAGCAUGGUAGUUAGUCGGUUGUCACCGCUUAUUUAGAUCUGCUUGUAAAUGUCAAACUGAAUUGAGUUUAAGGUGGAUAGAGAGUGAGAGAGAGGAGUUCCAGUCCAAAUGAUAAACUAACCCCGUUCUAUUAAAAUUCAUCAGUCUGUCCCUGUUAGCUUCCAUCAGAAUGAGGAUGAGGUCGGUCUAAAUCCCUGAGAUGAUUUAAGCUCUCUCUGUGAACUGGGACAUGUUGGAGGUGGGGGAGGAGUGCUGGAUCACAUCCUGGACAUCACUUUUUUUUUUCAGGCAUUGACUAAUCUGCAUUACUGUAGUGAUACCGCUGUAUAUCGGUUUGUGUGUGCGGGCUCACUGGGAUGAUUGCUGGUCUGGAAAAGCUAAUGUCGUCUCUGGGGGCCAAAGAAUCUCUGUGCUUUGGCUCCACACUGCUGACUCCACUAAUCCUCCCAUUGAGCGUAGACAUGGACCAGCACUCUCCCUCUCUUACAUCUGUCCAUCGCUUUGUGUAUCACUGUCUGCAGCAUCAACAAAAACCCUGUAAUGUCUGCAUUUAGGCCCAGCAGACCCACUCAAACCCCUGCCCCCGCCCUGCUCUCUGCCUGGGCUUGGUUGACCUUGGUUCAGGCAGACAGAUCAAUAACUAGCAUCUAAUUAGCUUCAAAGCAUCUGCCUGAGAACACUUAAACUUCCCAGCAUUAGGGUUGUUGAUGUUUCCUUUCCCUGAUCCCUUCCUCGUUUUCUAGAAGUGAAGCUAAUGUGAAAGCAGAUCAGAAAGCUUGCAAGCCAGACAUUACUCACAGUUCAAGGCUUUGCUGGCCAGAGAGGCUGACAGCAGCACUCCAAUUGUAAAGGGGAGCCUGGUUACUGUUUCACACGCAUGUGGAAUUUCCGCCCCCCACCCCUCUUUGGCAUUUGACUAUUUCAGCUGCUUCAGCUGCUGGCCCCUUUGGUCGCUCAGCUAGAGACAGGAUGGGAGAGAGGGGGGUUGUUGUUUAGACAAACAGUCUUGUUCUUUACGUCCUGAAGUUUGACGCUGAGUUUCCUUUAGAGGAGAACUUCAGGGCUCUUCAGUUCAGAGGUUACAUCUAAGGCUGCCCAACAAAUAUCCGUUUUUUUUGCUAUCUACAAUAUGAGCAUUUGUGACAAACCUAUUUCAAGAGUCUGAAUCAUGUAUCAUUGCAAAUGAGAAAAUUAUCUAAGAAGACAUGUAGAACUGAUUUAUCGAUAAAAGUAUGUCGAACUCUGCGAUGGUAGGUGGCGGUUUGAUCCCUUUUAGCAAAUCAGCUGUUGGACCUUCUGCUAGUUGACCAGCUAUUUGACAUACUGAAACAGUUGACAAACCAGUUAGUAAGGGGAUAACUGGUUUUAUGUCAAACAGUGACAACUUAAAUGCUCUGUACCUACUUUUUGUACACAUGAUAUGACAGUUUAUUCACUCCCCUCCUUCCUCUGUUAAGGUUUAGCCAAGUACCCCUCUUCUUUCAACCCUUUUAUGCUGUUCAGCUCAGGUCAUAGCCCUGCAUGCAAACUACGGAGCAUGUAGCGCACCUAGGCCAGUUUUGGACCUACGAAGGUGUAUACAUGCAACAGAAAAUCAGUCCCCAGCUGUGUUUUCUGGAUAUGUUAGUCUGACUACGAGAAACUCAACUUAGUAGAAUUUCAGCCAGACUGAUGAGUUCACUUCACAUGCAUUUUAAAAGUUCAGUUUCAGUCAGACUUGCACAAUAAACUGGCUUUUGGACUUUAAAGCAUACAGACAGACAUUAAAUCAUGGUUUAGGUGCACUCUUUUAAAGGUUAUUUAUUUCACUUCUGAUAUUUAUCCUUAUAUUGAAAGAUGAAAGAGCAAACCACGUAUUUAUCUUAAACCUUGCAGGCCUAGUUAUGUUGCUACUGCGUCUCUUGAAACUGUGUCCAUCCUGAUGACAAGAUUAUUUGAAACCAUAACAGAUCUCAUCUCUGUCUAUACUUACAAAACACCAAUCACAUGACCACAUGCCUGAGUUUGCAGGUGGUAAACCUUAUACCAAACAGCCAGUGCUUCUCUCAUCCUUAACAGUUAUUCCAUGUAGCACUUUCAAAUAUUGAUCAGUAGCUGCUCUUCUGCAAAAUCAGCAAGUAGUAUCAUUUUCACAUUAUGAAUUUACCCACACAGAACAAGCUGCCAAGGGCCGCAGGGUUAGCAGCGUCUGUGAUGAGUUAUUCUCAUUUAGUUCUCCACUGCUACAAAAGUCAGGUGAUGUCUGCUAAAUUGGCAUGAGACUCUGGAGACAAUCCCCAGAGUAAAUGUUGUGAAAUGGUAGCAUUGCCAGUUGGCCAGCCUUUGCUGCUGGUCAUGCUUGAUGCUCGGUUUCCUUUUAAUGAGGGUUGUGCAGAGGAAAUUUGUCACGUUAAGGGUGGUGCAACUGUAAAGAAAGCCCACACUGCUACAGAUGGUGUCCGUGGAUGUCAUGAAUAAUGCACAAACGUCCGAAUGAAUGCAGCAUUAGAACCUAACCAGCUGUGCAGACUACAUGGCUCGCCUUAAUGUUUCUUUUAACUUGGAAAGAAAAUGUUUUUGGCUUUAGCAGGAAAAAUGUUGAAGUUAGUUCAAUUAAAUCCAAGUUUUAAAGUUCUAAUAAGCAGCUGUUUUUCAGGUGUGAAGUAUAAACCAAUUUAACGUUUCUGUGAAUUUACUGAUGAGUCUUAUUCCUGUGUUUUCUGCAGAGAAUGGAUACUGCAGGGGUCAAAGUGCUGGAGACAGCUGAAGACAUCCAGGAGCGCCGGCAGCAGGUGCUGGACCGCUACCGGCGCUUCAAGGAUCUGUCGAUGAUGCGCAGACAGAAGCUGGAGGACUCUUACCGCUUCCAGUUCUUCCGUCGUGAUGCAGAGGAGUUGGAGAAGUGGAUACAGGAGAAGCUGCAGAUUGCAUCUGAUGAGAACUACAAGGACCCAUCCAACCUGCAGGCAUGUCAACGAGGCUUUUAAGUUUCUCUGAAGGCAGGAUUUGAUAAAGACAGGCUUCUGUUUAUCUGGAUUUCAAAGCUGCAGCACAGAUGAGAUUUAAGCAGAUUUUCUUUCUAUAUAUUGACUUUUGUAAAUCUUGAUUCUGCUCAGGGUAAGCUGCAAAAACACCAGGCCUUCGAAGCUGAAGUUCAGGCCAACUCUGGAGCCAUCGUCAAACUGGACGAGACUGGAAACCUGAUGAUCACCGAGGGACACUUUGCCUCUGAGACUAUCCGAGUAAGACCAACAAUGAUUAACAUGUGCUUACUCCAACAUGUAUAUCUUAUCCACUUAUAACCUGCUUGAUGUGAUCCAGUCCUACACGCCUUACCGGACACAACAGAGACCCAUAGUUACAAGUUUCAAUAUGGCUGAGUAUAUAAAAGUAGGUGUUGAGCUGCUGUGGACAAAGUUUGACUCCUUGGUGCCGUGAAUUUUCCUCCUGACGCUGCUCUUUGCAGCAAGUUUAACUUUCCUCCCAUUCUGCUGUUCUGAAAUUGACUUAAAUAUCAUCAGAUACCUUACGAAGGAAGAGUGCUUUCUUGUACCAGGUGGGACUUUUGGAUACAGAUCCAGUGAAAAUGUCUGGGGAAAAAGUCUUCCAUUAAAGCAUGGAUGUUUUCUGUCUUUUCUUUCAACUGUCUUUUUAUUGAUCUACUUUUUCCCAAACUUUCUUACGUCUUAGUAUCAAUAUUAUAACAUUCUUCCCUCCUCCUACUAUACUCUAGACUCGUCUGGAGGAGCUGCAUCGUCUGUGGGACCUCCUGCUGCAGAAGACGAAGGAGAAAGGCAUGCGUCUCCUGCAGGCCCAGAAACUUGUCCAGUACCUGCGUGAGUGUGAGGAUGCUCUCGACUGGAUCAGCGACAAGGUAGAGAGUCACACCAGAGAUCUAAUCCAAAAAUAAGUCAAUUCAAAUAAAUUAUUCAAUGUCUUUUGGGUUAAGGAGCAUUUUUAGGAGUUGUCAUAUAAAAUAUUUCAGGUUUUUGUUCAGGAAAAAGUUUCAUAUGAGCUAUGACAUCCAAGUGGGAGGUUAAAAGUUGUCUUAAAAAUCAUAUUUGGUUUUGAAGGCUGAAAAAACUUUUUAAGGUGUCCAGUACAUGGAUGAGGGACAAAAACAAGGUGAAGUUUGUCAAGUAAUAAAAGAUGAGAGCUUUUCUUGUGACAUGAGUUGAAAACUGGCAUUGUAAACAUGCAGUUGAUGAUAAAUUUAUAGUAGAAGAGUAAACUAUGAAGUGUGGUCAGAGAUAAGAAGGAUAAAAUCAUGUCUGUUGCUCAAAUUUCACGAAUCUUUUGUCAGAUUUUCAUAAUUUGAGUUGUAAAAGGUCUCAAUUUUUCUGUGGGGGUUAUUCUUUUUUGAGAGGGCAUGUCUGAGACAUGUAUGGAUAUCUUAUCAAAUCUACACUGCCCAGAAAGUGGUGUAUAAAAAUGUCUCUAUUUUUUGGAUAGAUUUCUCAUUCACAGUACAACUUAAAAACUCAAACCUUUCCAGUUUUAUGAUAAAGUCACUGUUUUCUGAAGCUUUAGAGGGAGAAAGUCUGUGCAAAAUGUUCACAUCUCUUCCAUGUAGGAGGCCAUGGCCAGCUCUGAAGAGCUGGGCCAGGACCUGGAGCAUGUGGAGCUCCUGCAGAAGAAGUUUGAGGAAUUCCAGACAGACCUGGCAGCUCAUGAAGAGCGUGUGAAUGAGGUGAACCAACUGGCAGCCAAACUGAUCCAGGAGUCCCAUCCUGAGAAUGAGCUCAUCGUACGCAAGCAGGAGGAGGUGAACGCAGCAUGGCAGCGCCUGAAGGGUCUCGCUCAGCAGAGGCAGGGGAAGCUGUUCGGGGCGGCUGAAGUGCAGCGAUUCAACAGGUAAACAGCAGUUUAUCCCUAAGUGCUGAUUUGAUUUCUAAUGAGAUGACACCUGAAGGAUAUGGAGACUCAUUAUCCUCCGGUUGUAGAAACAGUUUUUUUUGCCAGGAUCUGAAUACAUUAUUCAUUAUUGAUUUCACCAACAGGGAUGUAGAUGAGACCAUCAGCUGGAUCAAGGAGAAAGAGCAGCUGAUGGCCUCCGAUGACUUUGGUCGUGACCUGGCCAGCGUGCAGGCUCUGCUGCGCAAACACGAGGGUCUGGAGAGAGACCUGGCUGCUCUAGAAGACAAGGCAAGAACAAACUUUGUGUGAUACUGUACAUGAGGAAUAGCUUUGGUUUAUAUUCACACUAAAAAAGACACUUUUUCAUCCAUCAUAAGCAGCAUGUCUUUAAGGACACCCUGAUCUGUAGUCAUCUUGACUCCAGAUCAGACCAUAAUUUACAAAAUGAUCAUCAUGCUGCACUGCUGUAGAUGAAGAACUAAAGGUUGAGAGACCACAAGAGAGUUUUGCACACUCUGGUUUCUUAUAUCCUCCUUUUUCCUUCUCUUCUCAUCAGGUCAACACUCUAGGCGGUGAUGCAGAGCGCUUGCAGCAGACACAUCCUCAAAAUGCCUCUCAGAUCCACCUGAAGAAGGACGAACUCAUCACCAACUGGGAACAGAUCCGCACUCUGGCAGCUGAGCGCCACGCCCACCUCAACGACUCAUACAGGUAGAAUAUAAGACUCUGCUCAGAGAUAAGCCGUCAAUAUCAUCAUCAUUAAACUUUCUAAAUAUUUAGAAUAAAAUAUGAAAAUUUUGAUUCCAUAUGCAGAUAGAAGCUCAGUGACUUUGCACAGGAUGUCUGAGGCUGCAUCAGCCAACACUUAUGCUCACUUCUGCCCUCUUGUGUCUGUUUAGGCUGCAGCGCUUCACUGCUGACUUCAGGGAUCUGACCAGCUGGGUGACAGAGAUGAAAGCUCUGAUAAAUGCUGAUGAACUGGCCAAUGACGUGGCUGGAGCUGAGGCUCUGCUUGACCGCCACCAGGAGCACAAGGUAAACUCUCCAUUUAAGUUAGCACACCUCUACGUUUGAUUACAGAUUAGCUGUGUGCUCUGUGGGAGCUUCAAUCAAAGUAUUAUUCAUAUAUUUAUGCAUAUUUGUCAUUGUGUUUAAGGGAGAAAUCGAUGCCCAUGAGGACAGCUUCAGAACCACUGAUGAAGCCGGUCAGGCCCUGCUCAACACCGGACACUACGCCUCUGAUGAAGUCAAGGAAAAGGUACAACUAUGAGAGGAUCUAGAUUGGUCUUCAUUUUUGUGAUUUUAAAGCCAUAACAAUUCUGCACUGUGGAAAAGAAACCAGAAUAAAAACCUCAGAUAUUUGAGAUUUUGAUGAAACUCUCAGUUCUUGGGCUGUAUAAAUUAUAUUAGUAUGUCAUGCCGUAUAACUCGACAGUCUUCAAUAACAUGAUAAUACUUAAAUCAUCAACACAAACAGAAUUAAGAAAGUUAGAAUAAAAAGAUUAUAUUUACUCAAAAAUCAACAGAACCUGGAUUAAUCGAGUCCUAAAUUCUGAUGAAAAGGUUUUUAAUGGUUUGCUGCUCUUUGUAAUGUUUUAACGCUGUCAUGUUUAUGUGCAGCUCGGCAUCCUGGCUGCAGAGAAGGAAUCUCUGCUGGAGCUGUGGGAGGUUCGCAGGCAGCAGUACGAGCAGUGCAUGGACCUGCAGCUCUUCUACAGGGACACAGAGCAGGUCGACAACUGGAUGAGUAAACAAGAGGUAAUUUGAUGUAUUUCCUACUAUCUUUUAUCAGGGGGAAAAUGUCUUAACUGUGUACUCUCUGAGCAAUGCAUCUGAUGUUAAAUUUGUCUUUGUGCAGGCUUUCCUCCUGAAUGAAGACCUGGGUGACUCCCUGGACAGCGUGGAGGCCCUGCUCAAGAAACACGAGGACUUUGAGAAGUCUCUCAGUGCCCAGGAGGAGAAGAUCACCGUAAGUUCUGUUUCUGCAGGAGAUUACAAAGUUGUUUCUUUUGUUUGUGGUUGAGAAGGGAUUCACUUUGGCUUAUUUCUUUCUCCUCCAGGCCUUGGAUGAAUUUGCCACUAAACUCAUUCAGAACAACCACUACGCCAAAGAGGAUGUGGCAACACGCAGAGAUGCUGUAAGUGCUUCUGUCCUCCUUUUCAACAUCCAGCGUAGAUUUAAGCAGCGAAUGGUGAUGUUUGCAUGGUUUUAUCUUUUGUUUAACUGUGAACUGACAUGUCGUCUCUUCUUCUUCGCUCAUAUUUAGCUCCUCAACCGCCGCAACGCCCUGCACCAGCGCGCUCAGUCUCGACGUGCCGCCCUGGAGGACUCUUUCCACCUGCAGCAGUUCUUCAGGGACUCUGAUGAGCUCAAGAGCUGGAUCAACGAGAAGAUGAAGACCGCUACAGAUGAAGCCUACAAGGUAGUUUAUCAAAGAAACCAGAAACGAGAGAAAUAAAUGUUCUUUACACAAACAGAUCAAAAUAUGUCAGGUGCCCCCAGAGAAUCAAUGGAAAAACACGCUUCUGUGCUGAGAAAGAAAAACUCUAAACCCAAUAUUUGAUUUUAAAAGGACGAAAAUAAGUAAGAGCAAAGUGACUUUUGGACAAAAGGGAAAUUUUAUUAUUUUAGCCUUUUUUUAGGGUUUUAAAAAACAUACUUUUUGUGGUUUUUUGGUUUUAUUUUAUCUUAUUUUUUCGUCAUGAGAUAUUUCUGCUAAUCCCCUACUCUAACCUUUUUACCUCUUUCGUUAUGAAAACAGGACCCCUCCAACCUUCAGGGUAAGGUGCAGAAACAUCAGGCCUUUGAGGCUGAGCUGGCUGCCAAUCAGAGUCGUAUCGACGCCCUGCAGAAGUCAGGUCAGGAGCUCUUGGAUGGGAAACACUACGCCUCCACUGAAGUGGCCGGCCGCAUGGAGGAGGUCAGCUCACAGUGGAAGAAGCUGCUGGAGGCCACUGAGCUCAAAGGUACUGCUGCAGGAAAACUCUGAUAGACUACUUAUUUAAUAUACUCAAGAGAGAUGAUUUAUGUACAAUAGAUUUUAUCCAAGGAAAAUAAAUCUGGCCCUAGCUGUAUUUUUCCCACACACUCUUGAAUCCUUUACCUCUAAGAUUUUCAUUUGGGGCUGUGAUUUGAUGCCAGCUGCUUCACACCACAGUGCCUCACAUAGAAAGAUCAAUGUCUGAUCAAAUGAUGUAUCUCAUCAUAGGCAUCAAGCUCCGUGAGGCCAACCAGCAGCAGCAGUUUAACAGGAAUGUGGAGGACAUCGAGCUGUGGCUGUACGAGGUCGAGGGUCACCUGGCCUCAGACGACUAUGGAAAAGACCUGACCAGUGUCCAGAACCUGCAGAAGAAACAUGCUCUGCUGGAGGCAGAUGUGGCCGCUCACCAGGUUGGAAUACAGAAAUAUCCAUCCUAAAGACGGAUCAUUAGAAGUGUUUUUCCAGACAGCCAUGAAAUGACGAAUAUUUCCCUUGUUUUGUCUAGGAUCGCAUUGAUGGCAUUACAAUCCAGGCUCGCCAGUUCCAAGAGGCUGGACACUUUGACGCCGACAACAUCAGUAAGAAACAGGAGGCCCUGGUGGUGCGAUACGAAGCUCUUCGAGAGCCGAUGGCUGCACGCAAACAAAAACUGUCCGACUCACUGAGGCUGCAGCAGCUGUUCAGAGACGUGGAGGAUGAGGAGACGUGGAUCAGAGAGAAAGAGCCCAUUGCAUCUUCCACUAACAGAGGUACAACUUUUAACUUCACUGUAGAAAGUAAAGAACUAUCUUUGCAGGAUGUUUCAUUUUUGGCUAAAGUCCAAAAUCUUGAAUAAUUUCAGAUUGUUGGGUUUCUUAAAAAGUCCCAUUGUGUUUUUCUGUCAGGCAAAGAUCUGAUUGGUGUCCAGAACUUGCUGAAAAAGCAUCAAGCCCUGCAGGCUGAAAUCACUGGACAUGAGCCCCGCAUCAAGGCUGUUACCCAGAAAGGAGAGGCCAUGGUGGAGGAAGGUAUUCAUCCAGUUCUUAAGCUCUUUCUGUUUUCAUUAUGAGUUGAUGUCCAAACCCUCGGGUUGCUGAUCGUAUCUGUUCUUUCAGGGCACUUUGCCGGAGAGGAUGUGAAAGCUAAGCUGGCUGAACUUCACGGUCGUUGGGACACUCUAAAGGCGAAGGCCUCUCAGAGGAGACAGGACCUGGAGGACUCUCUGCAGGCUCAGCAGUACUUUGCUGAUGCCAACGAGGCUGAGUCCUGGAUGAGGGAGAAGGAGCCCAUCGUGGGGAGCCCCGAUUACGGCAAAGACGAGGACUCUGCUGAGGUUCAGAAUAGAUUCUAUAUGUCUCAUAUUUAUGUCCCCACACUAUGGCUGCAGUUCAGCUGAACAUCUUUUCCUCUGUAGGCUCUGCUGAAGAAACAUGAGGCCCUGAUGUCUGACCUGUCAGCUUACGGCAGCAGCAUCCAGUCUCUGAAGGAACAGGCCCAGUCCUGCAGGGUAACACCUUACUACAAUUUUUCUUCUCUAUUAUUCUGUCUCCAAUUUUUAAAUCCAUUUUUCUCCAAUUGUAGUAUUACGCCUUGAAUUGCUUUUGCAAAUCAAUCAAACUUCUAAAGAUGAAGCAGUGACACAAAAGUAUUUUGUUUUUUCAUCAGCAACAAGUGGCACCAACUGAUGAUGAGACCGGGAAGGAGCUGGUCUUGGCUCUGUACGACUACCAGGAGAAGAGUCCACGUGAGGUCACCAUGAAGAAGGGAGACAUCCUCACCCUGCUGAACAGCACCAACAAGGUACUGAUGAAAACCAGCUCAGGCUAACCGCGACAAAAACCAAAGAUAUUUAUAUUAUUGAUAAUCAGUCUUCUGUGAUAUAUUGAUUAAAGAUUGUCAAGGAACGGAAAAUUUGCCCUGCAACUACAUACAGACCCUGGUUCCUGGGGAAAGUUCCUUAUAGUGAAAGGACCUUGACUAGUGCAUCAGCCAUUUACAUAUUGACAAAUGGAUGUGUUGAAGGUGAUCAGCUAAUAAGGACUGGUGUUGUGAUCAGGUGAUGCGCUGUGGGCUUGAUUUUGUGUUCUACCUGGAUUAUCACUGUGCUCAGUUUGUAUUUUAUGCAGCCCAACACAAUAUGAGAAAAAACUUAAAGAACGUGUAUUCCCGUUUUUAUUUGUGUUUUGGGCAAUAAUGUGGCUCUUCAGCAAAAAUGAAUGAUGUAUCAGGGCUUUGGUUCCUCAGAGAGACUCGUCAGGCCAAGAGAAUUUCCUUCUCUAAUGUAUUGUGCCAUGAAAAAGCCCAGGAAGAGCUUUAAAUAAGAACCGCAUCAUAAGCAAAAGGGUUAUUCUCGAUAAAAACUGUUGACAUUACUCCUUCCCCUUUUGUGUAGGACUGGUGGAAGGUGGAGGUGAACGAUCGCCAGGGUUUCGUUCCUGCUGCCUACGUGAAGAAGCUGGACCCCACCCAGUCCUCCUCCAGGGAGAACCUGCUGGAUGAACACGGCAGCAUCGCUCUCCGUCAAGACCAGAUUGAAAACCAGUAAGAAACUCACGUCAUUGCCUCCACAGUCCCACAGCAGAACGUAAUGUUAUUACCAAUUCCUUCCUUUCCUGCUGUGAUUUUUCCUCUUCAUUUUCGAGUCCUUCCUCUUUAACCUUUUCUUCACUUCCCACUAAUCAUGUUUUCUGCUCACUAAUGAUCUCGCCCCUGGCCUCUCUGUCUGUUUCCUCUGCUCUCCUCUCCUCUCUUCUCCUCUCGCUGUGUGUAACAACUUUAAUCUCGUGUCACUGCGCGUUUGCCUCGCCCUGCCUCUGAGCAGGCUUGUCACCAAGGAGGCCUGCAGCGUGUCAGUGCGCAUGAAGCAGGUGGAAGAGCUGUGAGUAGAUAUCAGCGACUCUCUGCGUGUUGUGAUCGUGAUAAAAUAAAACACCAUCCUCGACUGUACAUCCCUCCAAACCCUCAGAACCCUUCAUGUCAUGUACUUCACCCUCGUCUUCUAUCCAACACGGGGAUAGAAGCGCCUCCAAUCCACACUUUUCACAUCCUUUUUGCUUAUGGAUGAAAAUGUCUGAUUUUUCUGUCACGUCAUAAUCUUUUCUUUGGGUUUGUGUUUAUUUUUUGCAUCUCAUGUCAAGGCUCACGGUGCCGGUUAGGGUUCAUCAGGGUUGCAGGGAAAUUUUGUCCAUUUGAACUGGAUUGUGUUGAUGAAAAUGAUGGAUUUGUAAUUCAGAUAAGAAAAUAUUAGCAAACAAAUAAGCCUCGGUCUUUAAUUCCUGCUCUGGGCUCUGGUUCUGUCCUCAGACUGCAGCAGGAAGCAAAGGCCGUCAUCAGGUUUAAUGAGAUCCCUGACAGCCCUGAAGCAUGGAUGCACUUAGAAUCAGUCUGUUCAUGUGCCAUGCAGUGUUGUAGCUGCUCAGGAUGCUCGCAAUAGAGCAUAAAAAUGCACAGUACGGCUGCACAAUUGUGGCCAAAAUGAUGAUCAUGAUUAGAAUAAUGAAUAUUGAAUGCACAAUCUUAAUAAUGAUGAUUUAAUAACUUUAAAGACAACUUUUCCCCAAGUUUUGUUUGUUUAAAAAACAUUAUUCAGUAUAUUUGUGUCAGCAUGAAGAAGCAUCAAAGCUUUACUUUAUAAGAACUUUGACUUUGAUGAUUUUGAGGAAAAUCCAACUUGUGGUGGAGUAUUUUCUCUUUGUGUUAAGAGAUGCACUGAUCGUGGAAUAAGAGCUGAUGUUGAUACAGAGGUUUAAAAUAUCAACUAAUCCAAGGCUGACAGAGACAGAUGAUUUUUUUUUCCUGCAUGACUUCUUUAUAUGAUUUUAUUAUGAGCUGUAAUUUUUUAUGUCUGUGUAAAAAGUUGCUGAUCCCUCCUUUAAAGUCCUCAAAUGUCUCUGACUGGAUCAUGUCUACAAACUGCACGUCGAUGAUCCUUCUCAGACAGUUUUUUUUUUUUUCUCAUUUGAUCAUAAAGACAAAUCAUUUGUUCAGCUUUGGGACUUUUCUACCUAACUUAAAAAUGAUCUGGGUUGGCAGUAAGCUGUGAUAGCUUAAUAGAUUUACCUUAAUGUGAAGAUAAAGAUAGGAUGCUACUGAUAUCAGUGCGUGACCUUGGAUUUGUCAUUGUGCUGAUGUUCAACCCAAACAUCAUUUAUUCCUUCUGAUGUUAUCUGAAUGCCAGUAUCACCCCUUCAGUUACAGAUGUAUCCUAUCAUAUACAGUCAUUUAGCCUGCGUCUUUAAAGCAAAUGGAUUUGUUUGUUGUUUUUCUAAAUGAUCCAGACUUUCCGGUUUCCUACCAUUUAGCUGUGCUACUGUAGGCACAUUAAAAUCUGUUAAUGGUUGUUAUUGCUGCAGCUUUGCUCUUUUUCUCACUCUCAUUCAGCUUUACUUAAACACAUCAGAUCUUUCUUUCUUUCUUUCUGCUUUUCUGCAGAUGUUUUUUCUCCACUCUUGCUCGAUUAUCAUAGUCAGUCACAUUCCUUUUGUUGUAGGAUGGCCAAAGAUGUUAUUAUUAACAUUUGAUUAAUUUAGCAGCCUUGUUCUUCAAUAUUGGGGAUUCCUGUAAGGCCCUUUCUGAUCAUGUUAGACAUUUGAUAUGAUCUCUUAGUAUUUUUGAAGAUACUGGAUUAAGAGAAAAUUUGAUUUGCACUGAAAUCUUAAGGGUAAUCAUUUAAACCAGCAGAGAAUCUCCCCAGCAGUUUCCCCACAAUCCAGAUAAGUAUUGUGUAGAUUUUGGAAACCCUUAGUUUUAGCUGAGAAAUUGUGUUUUGACCCACACCAAAUGUUUGUAGAAGGCAGGUGUCCCGUCAUCCUCAUCAGCAACCAUUUUUAAUCUUUAAAAAUGAGCCAUGCUUUAAGAAGAAUGAUAAGGUUUGUUUUGUUCACAUGUUCACUGGUUUCAUUUAAUUCUGUGACUCUAACUUUCUUCCAGGUACGGCACUUUGCUGGAGCUGGGAGAGAAACGUAAAAACAUGCUGGAGAAGAGCUGCAAGAAGUUCAUGCUGUUCCGCGAGGCCAACGAGCUGCAGCAGUGGAUCAACGAGAAGGAGGGCGCCCUCACCAACGAGGAGGUCGGGUCUGACCUGGAGCAGGUUGAGGUCCUGCAGAAGAAGUUUGACGACUUCCAGAAGGUACUUUUCUACCCGACAACACGUCAGAUUUAACACACAGACUGUUGUGAUUUCAUAAGUGAGAUUAGUGUGAAAGCAUAAAAAGACUGCAGUGCCCACUUAAGUUCUGAACUGUGGUAGUAAGGAGAAGUCAUGUGCUUGAUUUAAGGUGGUAAGUGGUGUUAAGAGCUGGAGGUGUGUUCAUGACGUGUUAAUGAGAGAUGAAUUCUUUGUUCCCUAAAGGAUCUCAAGGCCAACGAGUCUCGUUUGAGGGACAUCAACAAGGUGGCAUCUGAGCUGGAGUCUGAGGGUCUCAUGGCUGAGGAAGCCCCCAUGGUUCAGGCUCAGGUAAACAUCCCUUCCCUGACUUCACUUUGUGAGCCAGCUUUCUGCUUUCAGCUGUGACUGAACAAUGAUCUUGUUCUUUUCAUAUGCAGCAACAAGAGUUGCUGGGUGCUGCUCCUGGCAAGGUUGUGCCCAUUACUCCUGGUUUAAUGCAUGCUUUCUUUAUAUAUAAGACUCAAUAUUUCUUAAUAAGUAAUGACCCGUAUAACUAACAUAACUGCAUCUUAAUUUUUCAACUAGGAUGAAGCUGAUUCCAAGACUGCCUCUCCAUGGAAGGUAAGCUCCAUCACACUAUCUGUGUCCAGACAAAUACAUUCAAACAUUCAUCUGUUUUAUGUCUUUUAAAGAAAAUGCAUCAACUGCAAAGAUUUGACAGCCUGUCGAUCUUGAUCAGAUACUGUAACUGUGCAUGACUGUUCAGCAUUGAGUUGAUGUUUGAGACUACUGUGUCACUUUGGGGAUAAACUGCAACCAUGUCCAACAAAGGUGCGCUCAGACCAAAAGGGAAGCCAAAUGUUUUACACUCGUUGAUAAAAGACGAUCCUAUUUAAUAAAGUGAGAUGUCUAAACAGACUGAAGAAAAGUCAAAAAAAUUAUGGUUAAAAAAAAUAAUUAAAAAAAUUACAGUCAAAAUCAAGAUAAAGAAAAUAAGAAUCGUAAGUCACAGAAAACGGUAAAUACAGUUGUAAGUGCUGUAAGGUAAAUGAAACCUGGUGAAGCUAAAAUAAAUCAGAGCUAGAUCUGUAUAUUUUGGAUUCAUAUCCUGCUGCAUGAAUGCCAGAUUUAUUUAUUUUGUAGAUAGAUUAUUUGUAGCGAUAUCAGAGGUGGUACUAUGACAAGCUUUUUUGGUUUCUAACCUCCCCUGCACAAUGCUGUUUUAAAUCUAUCAUGAAGUUAUUCUCUUUUUGUCAUGUGCAAAUGAAUUAAAUAAACUAAACUAAACAGAUUUAAGCUGACUAGUGAUUGACCCAAUACAUCCAAGAAAUCUUGUGCAAAUAAAAGUUGGAUUUGGGACUUGUUGAGAUUUAUUUUAAUCGAGUAACAGAUCAGUUAAUCCAGAAGUGGCUCUUGAGAAAACGAGGUGCCAGAGAGGGGAAAUAUUCACUAUUAAACACAGAUCCUUCCCUUUGUAAAACGUGAAGCAGGAGCUUUGCUUUUGGUCUGACCACAGCUUUAGAAAGUUAACAGGAUAUGAUUGGACACUGUUGAGACACCCGGUAAGCCUGGGAACUUUGAAGAUGUCUCCAGAUGUCUAAAUCAUUUGAAGUGUUUUGUUGAUUCAUCAUAAUUCAGAGUCCGGUUCUGGUUCUGCUCUAGCUAUGGUUGCAGUGCUUACUACAUCUCGAUUUGUUUAGAGUCUUGGGAGAGGACCAAGACUCUGGGAGUUUCCAUAACACUCUUGACUGGUGUGGUGUUUCUCUCUUUUUGUUCUCCUCCCUUCUGUCUGCCAUGUUUUGUUCACUUUGAAUUUAGAAUGUACGCUUGGCUGUACAAACAACGGCUAACUUUAAUACUAUCAAGGUAAGAUGACCUAGACAAACGGACCUCCCCCUCUCUCCCUGUCCUGCAUCGUGAUCAGAACACUAACCCCAUCGUUAGCGUUUUUUUCCUUUUGGAUGUCACAUGAUCCGUGUCCUCCUGUCCUCUGUGGCCUGAGUCUAACUCGUGUCAGGAGUGCCCAGGUUUUGUUUGGCUCUGUCCAUCAUGUUGCCAUCUUUAGUGUCGACUGUAGUAUGAAUGAUUGUCUGCAUACUACAGGUGUUAUGUCUGCCACAUCUUUUUGUGAAUCCCUACCUUUGUGUUGUUAUUUUAUUUGUCCCUCAACUGUUAUGUUCCUCCUGUGCAUCUGAACCCCACCAUUUUACCUGCAUCCAUUUCUCCGUCACUGUCUGUGCACGUCAAUCGCACUACGCAAAAUUGUUACACGACUUGCACAUGUUUUAUUUGUGUGAUUAGAUUUAAGCUCAGUAUAAAUCUUAGCACUCCCACCUCAAUCAUGAUGUUUGCAAAUACCUCACCUCACUUCUUUGUAAUACCAGAAAUCCCCCCCUUAAGUAGAAGCUUAUGUAGUUCACACGCUGCUAAUCAGAGCAAAUUCUGACACCAAAACUAGAUUAAAAGUAUGCAGGGUCAACAAAGUCUUUAAAAGUAGAGUUGUAAAUGUUGUUGGUCGCUUCGUGUGCAGGAGCUGAAUAAUCGCUGGAGGUCCCUGCAGCAGCUCGCUGAAGAAAGAAGCAACAUGCUGGGGAGUGCCCACGAGGUGCAGCGAUUCCACAGGUACAGAACAAAGACAGCAAAGGUUUCUACAUCACACAUCACAACACUGCAAUAUGAGGCGCAAUGAUUCAAGUAUGUAAUCCACAACAAAUUGAUGAUAAAAUGAGCCCUAGACCAAUUAUAAAGUCAGUGAGUUGUUGUUGGGGAUGUUAUUGCGCAUGUUUUCAAUGCUGUACACGGAUACAAGCUUGUUUUCUGUACUGUCUCUGAUGAGAGGAGCAAAUGCAAAACAGAAACCAGUAAUCAACUGAAGAGGAACAUAACACAUUUCCUAGAAUUUAGCAUGUCUUCCGUGAAUCAAGAUUGUUUUGAUGGCAUGUUCAGAGUUCAAAAGAGUACAGUAAAAUUAAAACACUGAUCUAUAAACAAAAACACUAAAAGAAAACAUAUUCCUAGUACACUUUCAAACUCGUCAUCCUAAUCCUGAGCACCGAACUCUGACAGUUGUAUUUAACAACCAUAAAAAAUGAAUUUGAGAGGAUUUAAUUUUUUUUUUUCAUUAGGGAUGCUGAUGAAACUAAAGAGUGGAUCGAAGAGAAGAACCAGGCCCUCAACACUGACAACUACGGACACGACUUGGCGAGUGUUCAGGCUCUGCAGCGCAAACACGAAGGCUUUGAGAGAGACUUGGCAGCCCUGGGCGAUAAGGUCAGAUGAUUUGCUGUUCUACAACCCAAACCUCUGCUGGAAAUGUGGUUCAAGUUCCUAGUUGAAGAGAGUCCGUCUCACUUUUUUAUUUUUCUCUCUCCCUCUUCCAGGUGAACUCACUCGGAGAGACAGCAGAGCGUCUGAUCCAGUCUCACCCUGAGGCAGUGGAUGACAUCCAGGAGAAGUGCACUGAGCUGAACACCGCAUGGAGCAGCCUGGUGGGACGCGCCGACCAGCGCAAAGACAAGCUGGGUAACUCCCACGACCUGCAGCGCUUCCUUUCUGACUUCAGGUGAGGGGAAAACAGCCAGAAAGUGACACAGAUUGGAUACUUGAGCGUAAAAAAUAAAAUAAAAUAAAAUCUCUCUCUCUCUCACAGAGAUCUGAUGUCCUGGAUUAAUGGUAUCCGAGGGCUGGUGUCCUCAGAGGAGCUCGCCAAAGAUGUGACCGGUGCUGAAGCCCUUCUGGAGAGACACCAGGUAGACAUUUCCACAUAAAAGUCUUACUGUCAUGGUAAAAACUCAACAGUUGAGACCUUGUUUGUCACAUCUGUAAUUUUCUGCAGAGGGUGAGUAAUGGAAGGAAAAUUUUACUCUAACUUGCUCAAAAAUUUGUUCCAUCCUCUAGGAGCAUCGCACAGAGAUCGACGCUCGUACCGGAACCUUCCAGGCCUUCGAGCAGUUCGGUCAGCAGCUGCUGGUGCGAGGCCACUAUGCCAGUCCUGAGAUCCAGCAGAAACUCGAAGCUCUGGACCGUGAGCGCGCCGACCUUGAGAAGGCCUGGAUGCAGCGUCGCAUGAUGUUGGACCAGUGCCUGGAGCUGCAGGUAACAAAGCAAUAAGAGAUGAUCACAGGUAGCAAAAACUCAACAGGACUCUUCUUCACCGACUGACUUCUGUGUUUGUUUCCCGUCAGCUCUUCAACAGGGACUGUGAGCAGGCGGAGAACUGGAUGGCGGCCCGUGAAGCUUUCCUCGCCAGUGACGACAAAGGAGACUCCCUGGACAGCGUGGAGGCUCUCAUCAAGAAACAUGAAGACUUCGACAAAGCCAUCAACGUGCAGGAGGAGAAGAUCGCCGCUCUGAACUCCUUCGCUGACCAGCUGAUUGGAGCUGACCAUUACGCCAAACCUGAGAUCUUGAACCGCCGCCAGGAAGUCCUGGACAGGUAGGAGACACCACCAGCAUGUUUCAUCUACAGAAUGGUCCAGUCCUAAAUCGAACACUUAAAAAUGUUAAAAUAUUGCAGAGGCUUGAGGUUGAGAUGAUCCUUUUUUUCAGGUGGCGUCGGCUGAAGAGUCAGAUGAUCGAGAAGCGCUCCAAGCUGGGAGAGUCUCAGACUCUGCAGCAGUUCAGCAGAGAUGUGGAUGAGAUCGAAGCCUGGAUCAGUGAGAAGCUGCAGACUGCAACCGAUGAGUCCUACAAGGACCCCACCAACAUCCAGGUACACAUUCAGCUCCGAAAGAACCUGGUGGGAACAGAGUUAGUAUGAGAGGAGGAUAAAGGAGUUUUAGACGUGAGGGGGAAAUGGUGCUGUGAUGAGCAGUGGAGAAGUUCAGACUCCACUUUCUGUCCAUAUUUUCAAGUUUAGUUCUUCCACUUUGGCUUAAAACUCUUUUGUUUUUGGGUUGUGGACAAAUCAUUACAAUUAGGAGACCGUCAGCCACUAGGACAGUUGAUUUAACCCACAAAAGGAAAAUAUGAAGGAAACUACAAACUGAUUGAUAGUCAUAAUAAGAGUAGUUGCAGCUCCUUAUAUAAAUUCAACACUGACAGAACAGAAAGAUUAUGACUGAUUCUCAAACAGGAUAUCAGUGAAGGAAACUGUUUGGUGUGUCUUUGGCUAAACAACAAGUCUGAUCUGUUUUGUCUUGUUUCAUUGAUGAUGAUGUUCUUAAACUGUGUCAAAUCCCUCCCUUUGUCUUGUCUGAAGUCAGACUGAACUUUUUCUCCCACUGUUUCAUUUUUUUUUAUUAUAGCUGUCCAAGCUGCUGGUAAGUUCGCGUAGUGUGUCAGCUGACUAACAACCGAGCAGGUUGUCCUCGUUUGUGUCCACGUCUGUGCUGUGUGUGUAGACACGACGUAGAACAAGUCCAUCUUCAGUUUGUCCCUCAUUAGCACUGAUCAGUGCCAGCUUCUCUUCCAUCUGGGUUUAAUUUGUAUUAAUUUCAAACAUUUGGCUCAUAUCUGUGUUCAUUUUUUUCAAGGUUAGUUUCGUCAUCAAAGGCUUCUAGUCAUUGGGCGUGGCUUCCAUUUUUAUGUUCAGGUCGUGAGGGGAGUUAUCUCUAAAGUUGCUUCACAUGUUUGUUUUUCAAAUUGAUAAAAACAAAUCUCAAAACUACAAACUUGAGAAUUUCGAGGUAGUCUUUGGUCCUUCCUGCUCUUAAAGCAGGAUGUUUAAAGCUUGUUUGAAUUGUGUCUGAGGAGUUGAUGAAAACCUGCAGAAUCAAUAAAUCAUGAAGCAACUUUGGGGUGAUUCUUCCUUCAGGUUUGUUCCAGAUGUUAUCCUCCACACUGCCAUGUUUAGUCCUUCCAUGUGUCAUCCCGCCUGUCUGUUUGUGUCGGACACAUUGUUUGUCAUGUUCCCUGUCCUGUUUUGAUAUUUUACUUUAUCAGUCAAACUGACUUUAAUUUCAGCUUUUGCUUGGACUGUAAGUAUGAAAGCUAUGCUCCGUGUUUAUGAUAAAAGACGGUUUUGCAUAUUUUUUUGGAUAUUUUCUGCUGCGUGGUUCUAACAUCUGCAUCCUUCCUCCCUGCAAUCAGAGUAAACAUCAGAAACAUCAGGCGUUUGAGGCCGAGCUGCACGCCAACGCUGACCGAAUCCGUGGGGUCAUCGACACCGGUAACGCCCUGAUCCAGAGGGGAGCCUGCGCCGGCAGUGAGGAUGCAGUCAAGGUAUAUUCAUCAUGCUGUUUCUUCUGAUACGACACAAGUGAAUUAUUUUAUAGAAUUAGAAACUUUCAGCAUUUCAUCUGUGGCAUCUUAAAACCUUUGAGUUUGAGUUCAAAGUUGAUACAUGUUUGUUUUUUCUAUUAUUAAGGUGAAUUUAAGUAAAAAAGACCUCAGAGAGCGUCCAUCACCAAGCGGUGGAAGUAUAGAAUUUAUUUACUCCGUCUGAUGAUUUCGUAAAAAGGUUCUUAUGCAGAAGGAAAACAAGAAAAAAUAGAGGCAGAACAUUGUUCAGCACUAACGCAAAACAUGGACUGUGUGGAUGAAACAAAGCAAAUCAGAGUCUGUCAGUUAAAAUAAGAUUGAAACUUGAUUUGUUUGUUUUUUUUCCUCCAGGCUCGUCUGAACGCCUUGGAUGAACAGUGGCAGUUCUUGGUCAACAAAUCUGCAGAAAAGAGCCAGAAACUGAAAGAAGCCAACAAGCAGCAGAACUUCAACACCGGCAUCAAGGACUUUGACUUCUGGCUCUCUGAGGUGAGGAUCUGCAUCAUGAAUACUCUGUACGUGUCACAGCUCCAGGGUUGUCUUGCAUCUCAUGUGUGUGUGUUGUUCCUCAGGUGGAAGCUCUUCUGGCCUCAGAGGAUUACGGCAAAGAUCUGGCUUCAGUCAACAACCUGCUGAAGAAACACCAGCUGCUGGAGGCCGAUAUUUCUGCACAUGAGGUUUGUAGCGCGAGAACGAAAGAUCUCCACAAACUCAACUCCAUUUAACUCCACAUUUUUCUGGACUAUGAUCCAGUUUGAUUAGGUCUACCUGUCUACAUGGGACUUGUAUUGACAGGAGACCUCAAAUGAUUUAAAAGCAAAACUGAGUAAGAGUCAGAGCAUGACUCUCUCUGACUUCCUUUCUCCUCACAGGACCGUCUGAAGGAUCUGAACGGUCAGGCCGACAGCCUGAUGGCCAGCAACGCCUUCGACACCUCACAGGUGAAGGACAAGCGUGACGCUGUCAACGGACGCUUCACAAAGAUCAAGAGCAUGGCAGCAGGCCGCCGAGCUAAACUGAACGAAUCCCACCGCCUGCACCAGUUCUUCAGGGACCUGGAUGAUGAAGAGUCAUGGAUCAAGUAAGAUCACAGAGCAGCUGUCUGCGAUAGAAUCAGCAGCUUUUGAUGUUCAUUUGUGCCUGAGAGACGAUAUUUGAUGUUUCUGCUCUGAUCCGGCACAGAGAGAAGAAGUUGCUCGUGAGUUCGGAGGACUACGGACGUGAUUUGACAGGAGUACAGAAUCUGAGGAAAAAACACAAGAGACUGGAGGCUGAGCUGGGAGCCCAUGAACCGGCUAUCCAGGUGAGACCUUUACAUAUCAGUCCCUUUAAAGUAGUUCUAUAGUACAGACAGACUUUAGAGUUAAUGCAAAACACAAAACUGUUGGUGAACAUCCUGACUAAAAUAUAUUCACUGAUCACAUGUUGUAUUUCUAGUCUGUGCUGGACACUGGGAAGAAACUGUCCGAUGACAACACCAUCGGUCAGGAGGAGAUCCAGCAGAGGCUCGCCCAGUUCGUCGACCACUGGAAGGAACUGAAGGACUUAUCUGGAGCGAGGUCAGACACACUCUAGUGUCCAUCCUGUAAGCACUCAUACAGGGGGUGAAUCAGGCGUGUAAAUGUGUGUGAUGUGUGUUUGUUCUCAGGGGGAAGAGGCUGGAGGAGUCGCUGGAGUACCAGCAGUUUGUGGCGAAUGUGGAAGAAGAAGAAGCGUGGAUAAAUGAGAAGUUGAAUCUGGUGGGAAGCGAGGACUACGGCGACACACUAGCUGCUGUGCAGGUGGGACAAAAAUUACUAUUUCAUUAAGUUUUCAGUUUUAAAACGUGAUGAAGAGUUUCACUGACUGUCAGGAAACCGAUCUGUUGAUCAGGGCCUGUUGAAGAAGCAUGAAGCCUUUGAGACGGACUUCACGGUGCACAGAGACAGAGUGAACGACGUGUGCGCUAACGGAGAGGAGCUGAUCAAGAAGGUGUGUAAACAGUUUAAUCCUGAAUAGAUUCAAACUGUACAACUACAGAAGCAAAUCUCUGACCAGAACUUUUAUGUUUCUGACAGAACAACCAUCACGUGGACAACAUCAGCGCCAAGAUGACAGCUCUGCGGGGUAAAGUGUCCGAACUGGAGAGAGCUGCUGCUCAGAGGAAGGCCAAGCUGGACGAGAACUCAGCGUUCCUGCAGUUCAACUGGAAGGCUGACGUGGUCGAGUCCUGGAUCGGUAUGAAAACGCAGAAACACAAGAACAUGUCUGUCAUCCUUUUCCAUCAGAGCAGUCCGACUCCAGUUAAAUACUGUGAUCUAUUUUCUAAAACAUUGAUGUAACUACGUGUGCAGACAGAUUUCUGCACAAAGAUUAUUUUUAUUGUUUCACGACCAGAUAAAUUCCCCUCACAGGAGCUUUAAGGAUGUUUUAUAUGCUGUCCUGCUCCUGGUGGAAAUUUACAAGAAGAAAAACAAAGACUGAAGUAGCUCUUUAUUAUUAAAAGAGUGUUCCUCUAAAGCUCAGAAUAAAGUGGCGCUAACUGUUAACUGUCAGACAUUUGUUCCCACAUUUAACAUCCUCUUAAAGUAUGUUUUUUUACUUCUAAUUCCUGUCUGGUUUAUUUAGCUGUAAUAUCUUAAUUACUGAGAUUGUGUUUAUUGGCAUAUUUUUCAUUCUUCAGAUCAACAGUUUCCCUGCCUUCUUGGCAGAGUUUACACACCUUUCUUUUUGACCUUUACACAAAGGUUAUGAGCAUGUUUCCAAAGUUUUGAAACUGCUCUUUUACCUGUUUUCUUUAAAAGCCUGAUUCAAGUUUAGUUAAAGCCCUUCAAUGAUUUUCCAGGUGAGAAGGAGAACAGCUUGAAGACAGACGACUACGGCAGAGACCUUUCCUCUGUGCAGACUCUGCUCACCAAACAGGUACUUCAACCUCUCAAACAGCUGUCUGAUAUCCUCUGUAACCCGCACUUCUCUUCUGUGACGGCAUCUUUCCGGGUCUCUCUGCAGGAAACCUUUGAUGCCGGUCUGCAAGCCUUCCAGCAGGAGGGAAUCACCAACAUCACAGCUCUCAAAGACCAGCUGCUAGCUGCCAAACACGUCCAAUCAAAGGCCAUCGAGGCUCGUCACGCUGCUCUGAUGAAACGCUGGAACCAACUGCUGUCCAACUCUGCUGCUCGUAAGAAGAAGCUGCUGGAGGCUCAGGAGCACUUCAGAAAGGUAACGGAGCCUUUCAUGACCCUGAAGUAGCAACCAAACUUUCAGCCUGUUUGUAGAUAUUCAUCAUAUUUCCUCCACACCCUGCCCAGGUUGAGGACUUGUUCCUGACGUUUGCUAAGAAGGCGUCAGCUUUCAACAGCUGGUUUGAGAACGCAGAGGAGGAUCUGACCGACCCGGUGAGGUGUAACUCUCUGGAGGAGAUCAAGGCGCUGCGUGAGGCCCACGAGGCGUUCCGCUCCUCGCUUAGCUCCGCUCAAGCCGACUUCAACCAGCUGGCUGAGCUUGACCAGCAGAUCAAGAGCUACCAGGUGGUGUCCAACCCCUACACCUGGUUCACCAUGGAGGCUCUGGAGGAGACCUGGAGGAACCUGCAGAAGAUCAUCAAGGUCUCUUUAACAAAUGUGUAUUUUUACCUGAUGAGGGGUUUACAUUUCUUAAAAGAGUCGAUUCGCAUUGACCUUCCUUGUCUCUGUGUGCAGGAGCGAGAGCUGGAGCUGCAGAAGGAGCAGAGGAGGCAGGAGGAGAACGACAAGCUACGUCAGGAGUUUGCUCAACACGCCAACGCUUUCCACCAAUGGCUGCAGGAGACCAGGUACAGGGCGAGGACUGAUAGCCUGCAGCGGCUCCUCUUUUCAUCAUUGUUUUCUUCUGCUGCAUGAUGAUUUCUGCGUUGAUAACACUGCUCCAGGCUCAUGUGUUAUCACAGAUGUUUAUGAAGGAACCUUCUGCGGUGUUUGUCUCAUUAUAAGCCAAUGAAUCAUCUCUGAAUCAGCCGAGCACAGAGCAUGAUUCACGCUUGUGUCCAUAUUGUGUUUUUUUGUUCUCGAUCAAGAAACCCAUCCAUGUAACUCAGAUUUUAAGUUUUCUUCAACAUUGAUCUUUAUUUAUUAUUAGUAGUACAUUUAAAUUUACAUUUAAAUCAUGUUGCUUCGUUUCCCACAGCAACACAAUUAAUCUAACUGACAGUGUGGCAUAGAUGCAGCGCAUAUAGAGAAAUACAAGGUGUUAAAAAACGUGUUGUAUGUUAGUUUCUAGAGUGUAGCUAACACUAGCCGACUUUGCACCACCAGUGGAGAGGCCACGCCCACGCUCUGCUGUUAAAGAAGAGAGGGAGGGUGCACUUCAUUCAUAACACAGCAGGAACACAGCAGGGCGGCACAGUAUUGUUCAGUCUCAAUUAUAUAUUAUAAAUUAACCAUAUUUUCAUGAUCCUCAAAUCCAAUAAAUCAGAGCAGUAUGUUCUAAAAUUACAUUUGAAGGGAAUAAUAGAGAAAAAUGCUUUAUGGACACAAGACUUGACUGUUGUUUACUCUCUGCACAAAUGUCACAUCUGAUCACAUGUCAGAGUGAAAGAAUCAAACUAAUUCACUCUGGAUGUGAAGAUUCCUGUGGAUGCUUUGUUGUCGCCUCAUCUAAACAUGUAUUUGUCUCUCUUUUGCUCUUUCUCCCUCCCUCCCUCUCUCCCCUCUCUUCCCCUCCUUCUCUUGUCUGCUUCCUCGCUGGUGCUUGGGAUCAAUCUGCUAAUCAGGACAUAUCUUCUGGAUGGGUUAAUAUCACCUUUUCUCUUUAAUAUCUUUGUGAUUUGAGUGUUUGAUUCAGCGUGUGUGUGCGUGUGUUAAACUGCGAUUGUUGUGAGGAUUAUCUCAAAGGUUGGUAAAGAUUUAUAUUAUUUUAUUUUUUAUGUUCCCCCUCCUCCACCUUGAUGGUUUUUGGAGUUUCUUUGUAUUUAUUCUGUGUUUCUUGUCUGUUAAAUCUCUCCUCCUCCUCCUCCUCCUCUCUCUGAAUAGCAUAGCGUAUCGCCGGGUUAUCUGUGUCUAUCAGUACCAAGUUGCUGAUGAUCUUUCUGGAAGGUUUACCUCUUUGAGCUUUGCUCUGUUUUGUCUUUUUGCCCCCCUCUGACCCUCACAGAGCCGUCAGGCCUGUGUGACCUCAUGCACUUCAGUCUAAAACCACCAUUCAGGACUGGUGUGCACAGUAAAAUCCUCCUGCUGAACUAACACCCACCCAGUCCUCCAAACUCAGAGCACCAGACUGGGGGGGCUGGACGUCACUUUGUUUAACUCAGGGGGUGGAAACUGCAGAUAUUUAAAAUAUGUGUAACACUGCACAUAUUCCAUACAGAAGAAUUCUCUUUUUAGUGUCUUCUUUGGUGUCAUUCUCUCUAACUCUCCAUGUGUGCAGUGGCUUCAGACUUCACUCUCCAUAUUCAGUAACUUAAACUUUCAUUAAGAACCCAUCCUGGAUCCCACCGGCUAUAAUCUGACGUUGAUUUAUGUCCCAGUGAGCGAUAGUGAAUUUUUUUGUAAUUAGUAAAUUCAGACCAAGAUUUUCUUUUCUAUACGCAGAAAAAACAAAAGUGAGUGUGUUCACAUCAAGGCUGUCUCAUGGUACUCACAGCCAAUGACAUAUUUUUGUAGACUUUAGGGGAAAAAACUAUCAGCUGGUACUUAAAGAGACAAAUUACUCCUUAAAUGUAACUAAUAAAUGCAACAGACUUACGUAAAUGUCUUUUGAAAAUGUGGUAUUUAAACGUAAACACAACCACAGAGAUGAUAGACAGCAUAAAUAGCAAGAACAUAUAUUAACUUGGUGUUUAUAAAUUACUUCAAAUCUAUUAUUUCUGGUGCAUUCAGGGAAGUUGGAAAAUCUAAACGCUUUAGUGACACGACAUCAAGCAGAUCAGCGUGUUGGUGUAAAUCUUUGAUGUAGAGCAGAUUGUUCGCCGACCUUCAUGCAGAGAAGUAAAUCCUCCUCAGAUUAGCAGCGAUGGGAGCCGGGAUGUCAUUAUGGUGGAUUGUGUUCUGCCUGCUUUUGCUCUCCAUACAGACUCCUGCAAACAUUUCUCACAUUAGAUUUCAGACUCUUUUCACACACAGAUUCUACAUUUUGAUAUAGAAUCUGUGAGGAGGAAACUCUUUUAUAAAAGGUCUGCUGCAGUUUCCAGUUCUGUGUGCUGGAGCCCUAACCUGCAUGGUUUGGGUCACCUGUAGAUCUCUGGCAUGAAUGAGCCAGCCAAGGUCCAUUUUUGAGUAGGAAGAAAAUUAGAGUUGAACCAAUUUAUGCAAAAAAGAAAGAAACCGAUUCUCUGGCAAACAUUUAUUGAAUGUAUGCGUAACGACUUCUGUAGCAUUAGUAGAUGUGUUUGAGAAUGAGAGUCUGUGUGACAGAGUGACUGUAGUACCUUAUCAAACUGACCCUCCUCCUGUCUAACAUAACUGUGCUGUGUCAGGUCAUGUAUGGUGGAAGAAUCUGGAACCCUGGAGUCUCAGUUGGAGGCCACAAAGGUAAAAAUCACUCUUUCAUGAUUUCUUCACACACCUGCUUCUCUAAAGUGUCUCAGCAGCAGCGGCAGAAUGUACGGCCUGCAAACGCUCGUAGUUUUUCUUAAAGAUCCUGUCAGUAACUUGGAGUUGUGUCCUCUCUAGUGCCCCCCAGUGGGCAAAGUGGUACCUUGUCUUUAAGAAAGUUGCCCAUACGCCACUUAUGAGUAACAACUGAAAUUUUCUGUGAUCUGACACCAUGUAGGAGUUCUUGUUGAUGUAUUGUCUGUGUUUUCUUAUGUGUGCAGCGUAAGCACCAGGAGAUCCGGGCCAUGCGCAGCCAGCUGAAGAAGAUUGAAGACCUGGGAGCAGCCAUGGAGGAAGCGCUGAUCCUGGACAAUAAGUACACAGAGCACAGCACAGUGGGGCUGGCUCAGCAGUGGGACCAACUGGACCAACUGGGAAUGAGGAUGCAGCACAACCUGGAGCAGCAGAUACAGGCCAGGUACACACCAACGCGUCGUAACUGCUGAAUGAUGUCGCUUAAGGGUUCCUGGUUUAUCUCUCACCUCAUGUAAGAAUAUUAUUCAAGUUUCAUGUUUCUUACUUCUUACUUUGCCUGUUUUUUUUUUCUAGGAACACCACAGGAGUGACAGAGGAGGCUCUGAAAGAGUUCAGCAUGAUGUUCAAGUAAGUAGCUUAGACCUGAUACUCUGAGAAAGUUCUGCUCAGUGAGCAGUCAGAAAGUCGAGUGACAGAUGAACUUAUCUGAAGUCCAGGUCCCGUUAUGCACUAAGUUUGAAGAGGGUAUUUGGAGGGUGAUGUUUUUGGAGGGUUACCUAUUGCUUCCUUUCACUUUAUUACAAGUUUCCUGCUAAAUUGAGUUACUGAGUCACCUGUUGACCUGGUCCGAAAUGGAGUAAAAAGACUGCAUGAGCUGCUGAGUUCAUGUAAGAGUAGCUCGUCUCUCUCUCUGUCUGCUCUGAUUGAGUCUCAUCCGCACCUCCACAUCUUUAUUUUCAGGCACUUUGACAAGGAGAAGUCCGGCCGCCUGAACCACCAGGAGUUCAAGUCCUGUUUACGCUCGCUGGGCUACGACCUGCCCAUGGUGGAGGAAGGAGAACCCGAUCCAGAGUUUGAGGCCAUACUCGACACUGUGGAUCCAAACAGGUACGUCACAGGUUAGAUGGAGAGGUAAACUUCAUCCACCAACACUGUUUGAACAGUCUUAACUGAGAGGAACCUUUGUGUGUGUGCGUAGGGAUGGAAACGUGUCGCUGCAGGAGUACAUGGCGUUCAUGAUCAGCCGUGAGACAGAGAACGUGAAGUCCAGCGAGGAGAUCGAGAGCGCCUUCAGAGCCCUGAGCACCGAGAACAAACCUUAUGUCACUAAAGAAGAGCUCUACCAGGUGAGACAAGUCCCUCGCUUACUCUGUGGUCUCAGACCGCCAUGAGGACUGACACUGACACUCACUGGCCCCCCCUUUUCUUCUCUGUCUCUUCCAGAACUUGACCAAGGAGCAGGCCGACUACUGCUUGUCACACAUGAAGCCGUACCUCGACAGCAAGGGCCGCGAGCUGCCGUCAGCCUUUGACUUUGUCGAGUUCACCCGCUCGCUGUUCGUCAACUGAUCCCCCGCCCACCAGUGACCAAUCGGGACGCGUUUUCCCUCACACACUUCAACACAAACACACAGCUGAAACUGCAUGAUCGUGGCACUACUCACUAAAACCGACUCUCUGUAUAUUUAUCUCGCUCUGCCCUAACUCUGUGUGCUUCUCAUGAUAGCAUAGUGGAUCUGUCUGCAUCUGAAUGUGAUUGUUUUAGCUGGUUUAGCUUGUGCUUUCGAUGACUUUAAGAACCUCCUAUUAACAAUAAUGUCUUAAGAACACCUGAACAUGAGUGUGCUUUAAUAAACGCUACUGGUUAGAACUGGA
This is a messenger RNA of Xyrichtys novacula (pearly razorfish), 36608 nucleotides long. The record is from the annotation of a GenBank genome assembly. Lineage: Eukaryota; Metazoa; Chordata; Actinopteri; Labriformes; Labridae.